UCACACUGUGAUUUUACUUUUUUAUAACAUCCAGUAGCGAAAUUACAACAUAUCACUGCCGUAAAUCGUUGAAAGCCAAUCAACUGUACAAAGAUUAUUUAAAUUCAGCAUUAUCUCGACACACGUCCACCCCUCCGGGCAGAGUUGGUAUCGUCCGUGUCUCCCCCAGCAUCAAACGCACAUGUUGGGUGUGUUGUGUUGAGGAUUGCAUUGAUAUUCUUGCUUUUUGCAAAUCUAUGAGAGCUGUCACGUUGCCGUUUGCUCUCCACAGACCGCAGAGACAAUGAGAUAAGUCAGACAGUCACAGAGAAAUACUUUAAAUAUCCGAGUUAACGCAGAAAACACUUGUAGGUGUGCGGUGAAGGAGGCUGACACGCGUCCCGGCGUGGCUGCAGGCAGGCUGCUACUGUGGGACUCCACCGGACUGUAGGCUUUGAGACUUGCGACGUGACACCAUGAGCUCCAAGGUGUGUAAGAACUGCGGCAGCUCGGACAUCGAUGUCGAUCAGUCGCGGGGCGACGCCGUCUGCAUGACGUGCGGCUCCGUGCUGGAGGACAACAUCAUCGUGUCCGAGGUGGAGUUUGUGGAGACGGGAGGCGGAGGCUCGCUGGCCGUCGGACAGUUUGUCUCAGCAGAAGCUGGAGCCAAACAUCCCUCUUUUGGAGACGGACACUUCACAGGUGUUGGGAGGGAGUCCCGAGCUCAGACGCUGCAGAAAGCGAAACAGAACAUCAACACUCUCGGUCACCAGCUGCAGAUGAACCAACACUGUCUGGACACCGCCUUCAACUUCUACAGGAUGGCGCUCGGCAAACAGCUGACCCGCGGCCGCAAGGCCUCCCACGUCAUUGCCGCCUGUCUCUACCUGGUCUGCCGCACCGAGGGAACACCGCACAUGCUGCUGGAUCUCAGUGAUCUCCUGCAGGUGAACGUUUACAUCUUGGGAAGAACUUUUCUCGUCCUGGCCAGAGAACUGUGCAUCAACGCCCCGGCUAUAGACCCGUGCCUGUAUAUCCCCCGUUUCGCCCAGAUGCUUGAAUUCGGGGAGAAAAACCACGACGUCUCCAUGACAGCGAUGAGACUGGUGCAGAGGAUGAAGAGGGACUGGAUGCACACAGGACGACGGCCGUCGGGACUCUGCGGAGCAGCUCUUCUUGUCGCCGCUCGUAUGCACGAGUUUCGCCGCACCAUCAAAGAAAUCGUCAGUGUCGUAAAAGUGUGUGAAAGCACGCUAAGAAAAAGACUGAUAGAGUUUGAGGACACACCCACCAGUCAGCUGACCAUCGAAGAGUUCAUGAGGACGGAUCUGGACCAAGAGUGUGACCCUCCCUGCUAUACAGCUGGGCUGAGGAAGAAAAAAGCCCAUCAGCUGGAGAUCGAGCUGAAGAAAAAGAUGGAUGACGUUGAAGAUGAAAUUCAGAGCUACCAGGAUGAAAUAGACACAGAGCUGCAGAACAGCAGACCCAAACUGAGAGGAGUUUACGCCGCCUACGCUAAAGAAGACGGUGACGACGACAUCGACGAAAUCCUCUCCACGUCGUCUAAGACGGUGGACGACGAGGAAGCGGACGACGACGACGACGAGGAGGACGAGCUUCAGGCCGUGGCCAAGCACUUCGGCAAAGAGCUCGGCGAUCUCACGCUGGAGGCUCUGAUAAAACUCGAGCAGAAGACGCCAGAGGAGGACGAGCAGGAGCAGCAGCAGGAGGAGGAGGACAUCCCGAAGCGAAAAGGCCCGUCGCUGGCGUCCAUCCUGGGCACGAUGCCCACCGCGGCCACCCUGGGUCUCAAAGAGUCCAUCAGCAACUGCAUCGGAGACGAGAAGGAGAACGAUGGUGCUGCUGACAGCGGGGAGCUGGACCUGAGUGGGAUAGAUGACAGCGAGAUAGAGCUGUAUCUGCUGAAUGACAAAGAAGUCAAAAUCAAGACGGCGCUCUGGAUGGCAGAAAACUCUGACUACCUCAAAGAACAGAAAGAAAAGGAAGCCAAGAUAGCGAAGGAGAAGGAACUCGGCAUCUACAAAGAAAAGAAGCCCAGAGGACCCGCGAAGAGGCGCCCCCCGAUCCGAGCCAACACCGCCGACGAGGCCAUCGAGAAGAUGCUGGAGCAGAAGAAGAUCUCCUCCAAGAUCAACUACGACGUCCUGAAGGAUCUUAACGUCAAACCCGGCGCCAGCCCGUCACGCAAGACCGAGUCCCCGAAACAAGUGUCCGCCACGAAGCUGCCUGGACGGAACCGCAACCCCGCCAGAGCUCCGCUCAGCCUCAGCACGCCGCUCAGCACCCUGGGAAAAAGGUUGCAGCCGUUCAUCAGCGGACAGACCAAUAAGAAGCUGGCUGUAGAGCAGACUGCCAACCCCAACCCCCUGCCGGUGCCUGUCGGAGCCCCCGCCAGCGGCGUUUUGGUGGAGAGCGGGCCCGUCGUCUACGAUGAUGUAGCGGUGGAUGAGGAAGAGGAGGAGGAGGAGGAGACUUGUGUCAGCGCCAUGGAGCUGAUGGGAGGCCACGAUUAUGGCUCUGAUGGAGAUUACGAUGACGGAUUCUAGCAGCGGUUUUCCCCCCCGAAUCACUACCCUCAACUGGUACGGACCGUUUUGCGACCUCAGCUGCGUUAAAUGUUUACUACCGGGGACACAAAACGGCUGCGGCGAAGAGCGGUCACAGAUGGGAGACGAGACGCUGUAGGGGAACGAGAGAUGAUUCCCAUCAGGGAAAAAAAAAAAGUGAUGCAAGAGAACAAAAGAUGGAAAAAAACAAAAAAAAAGAAAUCACACACCUGGUUCAAACUGGGAACAAACUGGGAGAGACACUGCUUGGAUGCUGACAGAGAUGGUGAAGUGGAAACAAGGGAUACGAGUAUAUCUGAACAGUGCGGGUCAAAGGCAGCAUGCAGCCGCAAUAUUGCAAAACCAAAGGUAGGAAACAAGUAAGUAUUGAUUUAGCAUAAAUACAUACACAUAUAUAGAUAAGACUGACGUUUGAACAGCAUUUAAAUGACUGUAUCUCAAUGUGUAGUUGUGAAACAGUCAUUUAAAUGCAGCUGAAACAAUAGUUAUAAUAACACAGACAACUUUAAAACACUAGCCCAGUUCAUGCUGGAGGUCUUCUGACCUGUAAAACUGCUGAAUCAUUGCUUACUGGAAAGUUCUCGUCAUGUGACAAACAAACGCUGUUGAACUUUGUCUCGAGGAUGAAUUUUUUCGUCCCGACUAGAUUUUUUUGGUCGAGAUAUUGAGGAAGUUUUUAAUGUAGCAAAAAAGAGAAGCCGAACAAAAAAAAACAUAUUAUCCUUAAACUUGCACUUUGUAUCCAUAACACUCGAGUACUUAACCGUCAUGUGACUUCCUCGUUGUACUUCCUGACACCUACUUCUGUCUUAAAAACAUAUGAUGUCUGAUUAUU
Thunnus maccoyii (southern bluefin tuna) is the source of this 3402-nucleotide messenger RNA. RefSeq names its product transcription factor IIIB 90 kDa subunit-like. The record is from RefSeq and is a predicted model, not a curated record. Gene Ontology annotation, molecular function: RNA polymerase III type 3 promoter sequence-specific DNA binding; RNA polymerase III general transcription initiation factor activity; TBP-class protein binding. Bases 456 to 2546 code for a protein of 696 amino acids. Gene Ontology annotation, biological process: transcription by RNA polymerase III; transcription preinitiation complex assembly; DNA-templated transcription initiation. Lineage: Eukaryota; Metazoa; Chordata; Actinopteri; Scombriformes; Scombridae. Gene Ontology annotation, cellular component: transcription preinitiation complex; nucleus; transcription factor TFIIIB complex. The transcript is spliced from 19 exons.